Perca fluviatilis (European perch) is the source of this 1485-nucleotide messenger RNA. RefSeq names its product solute carrier family 50 member 1 (gene slc50a1). The transcript has 4 exons. The record is from RefSeq and is a predicted model, not a curated record. Gene Ontology annotation, cellular component: membrane. Gene Ontology annotation, molecular function: sugar transmembrane transporter activity. Lineage: Eukaryota; Metazoa; Chordata; Actinopteri; Perciformes; Percidae. The coding region runs from base 167 to 595 and encodes 142 amino acids. Gene Ontology annotation, biological process: carbohydrate transport.
ACACUGAGACCACUGAUUGCAAACACGGAAAUAAUGCAGUGCGAUACAUCCGCGUAGUUAUUUUCCAAGUCUAGUUGCAUGCGAUUUAAGCAUCUGUGUUUAAAAGCAGACAUUGCACGUGAAACACAUAACCGGCUAGUGUGUUAGACUUGUCUUCUCUUGUUCGAUGGAUUUAUUGCAAUUUCUGUCAUGGGCCUGCAUCGUGUUCACGGUCGGGAUGUUCUCGACUGGACUGACCGACCUGAAGAAGAUGAGAGAAUCAAAAAAUGCUGACAAUAUCCAGUUUCUCCCUUUCCUCACCACAUGUCUUAAUUUUUAUUUGUUAACUGAUUGUUGCUAUCCUCUUCUUUAUCUCUUCCCUUUUCAGGUCAAGAUAGUGCGAAGUGGUGAUGUGCAGUGCUUGUCCUUCCCUCUGACUGUAGCCACCUUCUUCACUUCCACAUCCUGGGUGCUGUACGGCCUCCAGCUAAACGACUCCUAUAUUGUGGUUCCAAACAUGCCUGGGAUCUUCACCAGCCUCAUCAGAUUUUAUCUGUUUUGGAGAUUUGCGGCUGUCAAUCAAAGCUCACCUUCCUUUAAGUCUAUGCAGAUAUGAUGAUGUGAGGGGUGUCGGUUAUGAAAAUGAAAAGAGAUGAAAGAUCUGUUGAUUCAAUUGAGGGCUGCAGCUAUCCAUUGCUUGUCUUGUAUUUUUAAUAUACAGAGAGACAGUGGAGAGAAACAAAUGUUUGUUGUCAUUUCAGGGAGGUAUAUCAGUUACUCAAAAAAAAGUGUCAUUGAUUCAACAGUUUAUUUUUCUGCAGUUAUUUGUUAAACCUGUGUCUCCUCUCCAUGUCCUUCAAGUGCCUUCUGUUAGAUCCUGUUUGCCAUUAACGAUGAAUGGCAUUUACUGAUCUACCAACAUGUAAGGAGACUUGCAGUCUGUUCACAAUCCAGUGAAUUGUAUUUAAUCUUCCUCACCUUAUACUAGCCAAAGAUUUUUUUGAGUUGUAACUUGCUGGCUGCUGGUUUCAUAUUUUUCCCUGAUGUGGCAAUGAUGAUUUCAUAUCCCUUUUAGAGUUGGUACUCAUUCUUCUGUUUCACAGUGCAGACAGAAUAUUAAGUCAUCUCAGUGGCAGUAAUAUAUACACUUAUAUUUGUUCAGAAUUGUUUUCUAUAUAUCUUUUUGAUACAGAAUGUGUAUGUUGGCUUAUGUCCAACUCAGACAUUGUCUACUUGUAUUGCUAUUUUUAUAAGCAAUUGUAUAAGAGAUCAAAUAAAAUAAGAAAAUAAAUUAACACCAUAGGGUUUGUUUACAAGAAUGAAUGUUUAUUUUUCUGGUGGCUGGUUGUCAUGGGUAAUAGAGCCUCACUUGUUCCUCAUUAUUAUCUGUAAUAAGGACAUAUGUUAUGCAAAUGAAACAGCUGACAUGUCAGUGCUGACUCACUCACUUGUAAUGGAUGUAAGAUCUUUAAAGGUUUCCUGUAAAUACAUUUUUACCAUAACUAU